GCUGGCUGUGAUGAGGAACACGGCGACGUUGGAGAGGAUCAGAAAAGCAACGAGAACAAUGAACAGUUCUGGCGGCAACGAUGACAAGAGCAAUGGCGAGAGCGAGUUAGAGGCAAGCGCGCGAUUAUAUGGGGGAAAAACACGAUUUGUGGCGAUGGCGAUGAUUUGGAAGCGAUGCGGGCGAAUCGAAGGCGAGAAGGCGAUGGUCGAUUCAACGGCGAGAGGGCAGAAAACGUUGGGAAGGUGGAAAAGCGGUUGAUAGUUCGAAGACAGGAAUCGAGGCGCAGAUGAUUCAACGAUCACGAAAAAGCGCCGGUGGGCUCAACGCUCAAGGCGUCGAAGGUACGACCGAGUUAAGGGAUCGUCGGCCGGUCGAGGAGCUCGUCGAGGAUGGGUCGGGUACCGGGCGAUGGGCGAGUGGGUGUCGAAGGGGAUCCCCUCCAGACGACCAGCGGGAUAGAAGAUGGGGGGUCGGAGGACCACGCCGCGCACCUAAGGUUUAUGAAUACGCGGCGCUCCGAAGUCUUAUGGCCACGCAGCUGCCGAGGACUCUAUGGGCGCGCUGUGCUCCGAAGUCUGCGAGUGUACCCGUCCGAGGAUGCGAUCUUGAUUGUCCUCCGAGGUUGGAAUGCCGUCCUCGAAAACCUAUAGGCGCUCCGUCGUCCAGAAAACGAUGGAUGCCGGGAAACUGAAGACCUGUUCCCUCCGAGGUAUAUGAUAGUGUAUGUGACACCGCUGACCUGCGGACCU
Molecule: messenger RNA, 750 nt
Organism: Schizophyllum commune H4-8
Lineage: Eukaryota; Fungi; Basidiomycota; Agaricomycetes; Agaricales; Schizophyllaceae
Exons: 3
Coding region: 288-692 (134 amino acids)
Source: RefSeq, a predicted model, not a curated record